CUUUCUCCCCCUCCUCCGUCUUCCUGUUUUCUCAAUCCUUGUUUCUUCUCUGGCUGAUCUCAAGAUACUUCUCUGAUCCGGAAAACUUUCUUCCGAAACCUCGUAAGACUUCAGGCUUCAGCUAGUGCAACUCUAUGUGUGACUGUCUUUAUUUCUAGGCUCUUUCUUUGUCUGAAAUUCUCUCACUGCUAAACCUACUCAUCCUACUCUUCACAUUCCAAUCUGUUUUUAUUCUGCAACUCUGCUAUUGUGUUUCCUCUAUUCCGUAGCUUAUAUACACUUAGACAAAAUACUAAUCUAGAAAUCAACAUUACAGACAUGCAGUAAAAGUCUAACAUACCUAUGCCAUGAUGCACAUCCAGAGGAAAAUACAUAGAUAUAUUUAUGAGCAUAGACAUACACAUACAACUACUUACAACUAUGUAGCUUAAAUUUAAGAUCACAACGGUAUGAAUCUAGUCUCACAACAGACUGAAAAAACAAGACUAUACAGACAUAAGUAAAAUAUUCAUUGCAUUGCAGACAAAGGUUUAACAGAUACACAGAUUAGUGUCACACGUAAGACAGACAGAGACAUUUAAAGACAUGCAGUGUAUCAAAGCCCACCCUGUGCCACACAAGAGUUAAUUGAUCUUUAUAUAUCACAGAAUAGUACACGCAUCAAGACACAGAUAUGAGCGAAACAAAACAUGAGAUAGAAUAAGACUGUAUAAAAACUAAAUUGAAGGAGCACUAUUUUUUAUUGAGACACGGUUGCAUAGGGAUCAUGGCAUCUGUAUGCAGUUUCCACAGGCUGUCUAUUUUGCUCCUCUGGUUAGGGACUUUCUUCUGCCAUCUUUCUCUUUCUUUGACACGCGAGCGAUUUAAAGUGGUAUUUGCCCCUGUGGUGUGUAAAAGAACAUGCCACAAGGGAUACUGUCAUGAUGUCUGCAAGCCUGGAAGCAACAUGACACUGAUUGCAGAAAAUGGUGGAUCAGCAGACACUCUCACAGGGUCUGGAUUUAGAGUGGUGGUUUGCCCACAACCCUGUAUGAAUGGAGGCCAGUGCUCUUCAAACAAUCACUGCAUCUGCCCUCCAGAUUAUACUGGUCGCUUUUGCCAAUUGCCUGCAGUGAGCGGAGGAGGGCGGAAUGCAGGAGAGGUGGGCGAAGGUGAGGGGAUGGACCCCUCUUCAGGGAAACAUGCAGUCUACGCUGUGCAAGUGAUUACAGGAGAAGAUGAGCCAGAUGGCAGGGGGGCAAAAAUCAGCCAGUCAGCUCUCACAGUCCCCUUGGGGCCAGGACACACCUCAGCUGAAGUUCAGGUUCUCCCACCUCUUCUAAAUGUCCGAGUCCAUCACCCUCCCAAUGCAUCCAUUCAAGUUCAUCGAAUUGAAGGUCUGGGGCCUGAAGGGACAGCAGUAGGUAGCAGCCAGCAUCUUAUUCCUUACCCUGAAGGAAACAAGGCUUCAGUCCCGUGGCCUAUCACAUACAAACCUUUAGGGCGCUGUUUUCAGGACACUCUUCCCAAGCAAGCAUGUGGCACAAACCCUCUACCAGGACUGACCAAAGAAGAGGAUUGCUGUGGCAGCGUUGGGAUAGCGUGGGGACAGCACAAGUGUCAUAAAUGUCCACAAUUAUCAAAUUCUGGGACUCAGAAAACUGCACCAUUCCGAGGCGAGGCGGGAUCCGACUGCCCCCUGGGGUACAAAAGACUUAACAGCACUCACUGUCAGGAUAUAAAUGAGUGCAGUAUGCAAGGAGUGUGCCAAAACGGAGAAUGCUUGAACACACAGGGUAGCUUCCGAUGUUCAUGUAAACAUGGAUAUAUCUUCAUCUCCUCCAAGAUGCACUGUGCACAAGAGAAGGCUGAGUUAAUGGGUCUCUGCUUCAGACUGGUAGGCCCAGAAGGGCAGUGCCAACAUCCUCUGUCUAAACGAAUGACAAGGCAACUCUGCUGCUGUAGCGUGGGAAAGGCAUGGGGUCCUCAAUGUGAGGCAUGCCCUGUAGAUGGCACAGCAUCAUUUACUGAAAUCUGUCCAGCUGGUAAAGGUUACCACAUAUUGAUGUCUCACCAGACUCUCACAAUCCAGGGUCAGAGUGACUUCACUCUGCACCUUCAUCCCGAAGGAAGUGACACUUUAGCUCCUCCACCAAGAGUUUCAGAACAAGCCUUGCCUUUUAAUGUGGAUGUGGUUCCUACUCAAAAAACAUCGGAAAUGGAUUCUCCUGGAGGGCAAGCAGAGGUCACUCCUGUUAUGCUGCCAACCUAUGGAACAAACUCAGAGGAAAAGUCCAUAGAUUUGAUGAUUCCUGUUUCAACGACACAACAAAUUUCCUAUCCAGAAAUUGUUCUGCAACCCACCACUGUGGCUGUUCGACAAGUGCCUCCUGAAUAUCAUCAGAACAGUGCUGCAGAAAUUGCCCCCAUCCAGGUAACAGCAACUGAUGAGUGUAAACUGACGAGGAACCUGUGUGGCUAUGGAGAAUGCAUAUCUACUCCUACUGGGUAUGAAUGUAGCUGCUACACGGGGUAUCAGCCACACCCGGUGAGCAAGCAUUGUGUAGAUAUUAAUGAGUGUGAAGGUGAUCCUUGUGGUCCUGGAAAGGCUGUAUGUCUUAAUACGGUUGGGUCAUUUAACUGUCACUGUCUCCAUGGAUACAGAUUGCAGGUGAUGCAAGAAAAGCGAUCCUGUGUUGAUAUUAAUGAAUGUCUGCGCUCAGGAGUAUGUGGAGAUCCGCGCAACUGUCUCAAUUUUCCUGGAAACUAUAAAUGUGUGUGUCAGACUGGGUACAAAAUGAGAAGCACAGGCACGCAGAUGUGUGAAGAUAUCAAUGAGUGUUUAUUACCCAAUUUAUGUGUUGGAGGACAGUGUGUAAACACUCCCGGUUCCUACCAUUGUGUGUGUCCUCAAGGCUACAAACUGCACCAGCACAUUUGUCAAGAUGUAGAUGAGUGCUUACACCACCCUGAGUUGUGCUCUCCUCAUGGAACUUGUGAAAAUACAGAGGGGUCAUACAUAUGCACUUGUGACAGUGGAUACAUACCAAGUGAUGACCGGAAGAGAUGUGAGGAGGCACCACGUGGUUUAGAUCUCAGAGAUUGUUUCCUAAGUUUGGAUGACUCUCUAUUCUGCGAUAGUGUUCUUGCUGUCAAUGUUACCCGGGAGCAGUGUUGCUGCUCUCUAGGGGCAGGAUGGGGUGACCAUUGUGAAAUCUAUCCUUGUCCCGUGCACAAUUCAGCUGAAUUCCUGACACUCUGUCCAGAUGGGAUUGGAUUCAUCGUUGACCUUGGCAUUAUGAGUUAUGGACUCCCAACCUACAGAGAUAUUGAUGAGUGUCAACUUUUUGGACAAGAGAUCUGCAAGGAGGGAAAGUGUGUGAAUACCCAGCCCAGUUAUGAAUGCUACUGCAAGCAUGGAUAUUAUUACGAUACUCGGCUGCUUCAGUGCAUGGAUGUCGAUGAAUGUGUAGAUGAAUCAAACUGUGUCAAUGGCCAAUGUAUCAACACUCGAGGCUCCUUCUACUGCCGUUGUCCUCCUCAUAUGCAGUACCACUCAGAGCACAAGAUCUGCAUGCCCAGUGCUGAUUUAGAUCUGGAGAAUUUGGACAUCUGUUGGAAAAUGCGAGGUGCUGAUGGAAUAUGCUCCUAUGCCAUGAAUGGUCCUCAGCUAUCACUGACAGAGUGCUGCUGCCGACUGGGACAGGGCUGGGGACAUAGGUGUCUUUCUUGCCCUCCACAACAUGCUCAAGUUUGUUCCGUCUUCCAAGAAAGGAAUUCAUUUUGGGAGUCCAGCUCUCUCAGUGUGAAAAAGUCCCGGAGGGGUGGAGACAGCUCAGAAGAGAUUUCUGAUGAGUGUCCUUGUGUGAAUGGUCGAUGUGUGAGAAGUCCUCACGGGGUCUCAUGUGAGUGUCAAGCAGGCUUUCAGCUGGACAUUACUCGGACACGCUGCAUCGAUCUGGAUGAGUGCAGACAGAAAAACCCCCGUGGACCACUCUGCAAAAACAGUCGAUGUAUAAACACAACGGGAUCAUUUCGGUGUGUGUGUAAACCUGGGUAUGCUCGAUCUCGACACCCCCAUAUCUGCAUUCCACAGAGGAAAAGAUAGCUGAAUCUACUUGAUUCAAUAUCCAUGUACUCCAUGCCAACACCGCCAGCUGAAAACUACAGAGAUAAACACCAAAGCAGUAGAGAGACUGAUGUAAAAAUGAUUCUAUGAGAUAAAAAAGUAGAGUAAAUGUAAAAGACCGAUACACCUGACAACUGAAACAAGAUAAAAACGGUGAAGGACAUUUUGAAGAGAUAUAGACCCAGAGUAGUCAAGUUCCAACAUAAUAUUCCUGCCAGAGUUUACAUGUGCUGUCUUUUAAGUUCUCACUGUAACACUACUAGGUGAUCAGACAUACAGAAAAAUAAGGUGAAAAAAGAAAGCAAUAACAAAUACAUGUUGUAUUGUAUAAAUCAUUAAGAUUCCAUUGCACUGUGUGAGAUCUAAGGCUCAUUUAAUCAGGGCUAAAGCUCACUUUGCAUCAUGUUUCUUUAAAGGAAAUCAUUCUGCAAUCAUUUAUUUUUCCCCUGUGGAGUCAAGCACAUAGUGUUGUGACUGAUGUUUGUUUACCUAUAGGACACAUUAUUUGGAGUUAUUUUGGAGUUGUCUUUAUACAUGACAUGUGUAUAUAUAAAACAUGUAGACAUAUUUAAGCACUAAUGUAUGUGUUAUAUAUAUUGUAUGUGUCUAUAUACUGCAUAUGCAAACAGUAAUAUGUAUAUAUAUAUAUAUAUAUAUAUAUAUAUAUAUUCACACAUUAUACAGUAGGUGCUGUAUGUGUGUGCUACAUAGAUACCUGCAUAAAAUAACCAAUUGGCCCAUGUACCCUUUAUAACAAUUAAAUUUUCCUUAGUUCUUUAGAAUGGAUGUAUGCACUUUAAAAGCUUUUUUUUAUCCUUUACUGAUAUUACACAUACAUGCUUCUUUAUAUUGUAUUUAUGUGGUUUUUUAGUAAAUAAAAAAAUCUCUUUUGUAUCACAA
Molecule: messenger RNA, 5008 nt
Organism: Spea bombifrons (plains spadefoot toad)
Lineage: Eukaryota; Metazoa; Chordata; Amphibia; Anura; Pelobatidae
Gene: LTBP3
Product: latent transforming growth factor beta binding protein 3
Exons: 24
Coding region: 767-4087 (1106 amino acids)
Molecular function (GO): calcium ion binding
Source: RefSeq, a predicted model, not a curated record